Cannabis sativa is the source of this 2588-nucleotide messenger RNA. Its product is annotated as CSC1-like protein HYP1. The transcript is spliced from 10 exons. Gene Ontology annotation, molecular function: calcium-activated cation channel activity. Gene Ontology annotation, cellular component: plasma membrane. Lineage: Eukaryota; Viridiplantae; Streptophyta; Magnoliopsida; Rosales; Cannabaceae. Bases 170 to 2314 code for a protein of 714 amino acids. The record is from RefSeq and is a predicted model, not a curated record.
GCAUGAAUCUAUUCAAGGGCAUUAUCGUCACACCAAUCCCAAGAAAAAGUACCACACUGACUCACCACACCACACUCAAUUUCAUCAAAUCAUAACGAAAACCAAACCACACCACUUCCAUUUAUUAAUCUUCUUCUUCUUCUUCUUCUUCUUUGAUCUUCAAUUCAUUAUGAUUCUCUCUGCUCUGCUAACCUCCGUCGGAAUCAAUCUAGGUCUCUGCUUUCUCUUCUUCACUCUCUACUCUAUUCUUCGAAAGCAACCAUGGAAUGUCGCCGUCUACGCUCCAAGAUUGGUUUCUCAAGGUCAAUCUCAACAAACUCAUGAUUUCAACUUCGACAGGCUCUUACCUACUGCUGGUUGGGUCAGAAAUGCAUGGGAGCCUUCCGAUCAACAACUCAUCUCCACUUUGGGAUUGGAUGCUGUCGUUUUUACUCGUAUUUUUGUAUUCAGUUUGAAAGUGUUUACGUUUGCGGCUGUUGUUGGAAUUUUUGUGCUACUUCCGGUUAAUUAUUUGGGGAAUCAGCUUGAGUAUGAUUUUUCUGACUUGGGGAACAAGUCUUUGGAUUCUUUCAGUAUUUCUAAUGUCAAUGAUGGCUCAAAGUGGUUAUGGGUUCACUUUUGUGCUGCAUAUAUUUUUACUGGAGUUGUCUGCUACUUUCUUUAUGAUGAGCAUUGUUAUAUUUCAUCGAAAAGGAUUGCUUACUUCUAUUCAUCUGAACCUAAGCCUAAUCAAUUUACAAUCUUAGUUCGAGCUAUUCCUGUAUCAUCUGAGAGCAGCUGUAGUGAAACUGUUGAGAGAUUUUUUACGGAGUAUCAUCCUUCUACAUAUCUCUCACAUGCAGUAGUUCGUCGAACUGGCAAACUUCAAGGUCUCAUAAGUGACGCUGAGAAGAUGUACAAAAAGCUUGCCAAUCUAAAACUCACUCAACCUGAGCACAGGUUAAAGCGCGAUGGCUUUAUGGGGAUAUUUGGAAGAAAAGUUGACCAGUUGGAUAAAUAUGAAAAGAAGUUGGAAGAUUUGGAAGAUAACGUAAGAAUGGAGCAGUCUUCAUUGGCAGGAAAGGAAGUUCAUGCUGCUUUCGUUUCAUUUAAGUCACGACUGGGUGCUGCAGUAGCUCUGCACAUUCCACAAAGUGAAAAUCCCACUGAAUGGAUCACUGAGAGAGCUCCAGAACCCAAAGAUGUUCACUGGCCCUUUUUUUCUGCAUCAUUCCUAAAGAGAUGGAUCAGCAAGCUUGUGGUGAUUGUCGCAUGUGUUGCCCUUACGAUUCUUUUCCUUAUUCCUGUAGUUUUAGUUCAAGGUCUCACUCAUCUUGACCAGUUAGAAACCUGGUUCCCUUUUCUAAAAGGCAUACUGAAACUAACGGUUGUUAGUCAAGUCAUUACAGGAUACCUUCCCAGUCUUAUUCUUCAGCAGUUCUUAUCUUUUGUGCCACCUACCAUGAUAAUCUUAUCUUCCAUCCAAGGAUAUAUUUCAUUUAGUCAGAUAGAAAAUAGUGCUUGUAAGAAGGUACUCUGGUUUACUAUAUGGAACAUUUUCUUUGCCAAUGUACUAUCUGGAUCAGCUCUCUAUCAGGUCAAUGUCUUUCUUGAGCCUAAAAAUAUUCCUAAAGUACUUGCUGAAGCAGUACCAGCCCAGGCGGCAUUUUUCAUUGCGUAUGUUGUUACUUCGGGAUGGACCAGUGUAUCAUCAGAACUUUUCCGGCUGAUGCCCCUGCUUUGCAGUUAUAUAAAGAGAGUAUUUGCAGCAGGAAAGUCUGAUGAUGAAUUUGAGGUUCCAUCAAUUUCAUAUCACAGUGAAAUUCCCAGACUCCUCUUCUUUGGACUCUUGGGUGUGACAUACUUCUUCCUAGCUCCACUUAUUCUACCAUUUCUUUUGGUUUACUAUUGUAUGGGAUACGUCAUCUACCGAAACCAGCUGUUGAAUGUAUACUCUCCCAAAUAUGAAACUGGAGGCAAGUUUUGGCCAAUCAUGCACUACUCAACAAUUUUUUCUCUGAUACUUAUGCAUGUCAUUGCAAUUGGUCUAUUCGGCCUUAAAAAGGUUCCACUGGCUGCCAGUUUGAUUGUUCCUCUUCCAAUCCUAACACUUCUUUUCAACGAGUACAUUCGAAAAAGAUUUGUGCCAAUAUUCCAAGCCUAUCCUGUUGAGAGUUUGGUUAAGAAAGAUAAAGAGGACCAGAAUAAUCCUGCUAGGGACGAAUUUUAUGAUAAGCUAGUAGAUGCAUACAAAGAUCCAUCUAUGUCGUCUACUCGAUAUACACGAAAUGGCGAUGAACACACCUCUCCUCUACUUCAUUCUGCCGAAGCCUGAAAAGAGCUUAUAUUCCCUACGGUACUGUAUCAUUAUAUGAUUUUCUACUACCUAUUUAUACUUACUGUACAGUGUGCUAUGUUGUUGAUGAGUUUUCUUUUUUCCAGAAAUACCAAAGAAACAAAAUUUAACAUUAGAGUGAAGCUUGUUGUGUAACAUUGUAUUUGUCUAGGUCAUAAGUUCUCCAUAAGGACUUGAUUUUUGCUCUCAGAUAACACAUUGUUUGAUUCUUCUCUUUCAUGGCAGAUAAGUUAUUUGUUAUAAUUUAUGCUAA